Messenger RNA from Lathyrus sativus (Indian pea), 264 nucleotides. NCBI's taxonomy places the organism in Eukaryota, Viridiplantae, Streptophyta, Magnoliopsida, Fabales, Fabaceae. The record is from the annotation of a GenBank genome assembly.
AUGACCAAGAAUUCGAUUUGGACUACUAGAAGGGGAAAGGGGAAUGGUGAAGGAGAAACUCUAACCUCUUUCUUCUUCACUGAGUUUCCGAAAUUAUACGAGGCCAAGGACAUGGUGAAGGUGUUCAAGGAAUAUGGAUUGGUGAUGGAGGUUUUCAUCCUGGCAACAAGAGACAAACAGGGUAAAAGAUAUGGCUUUGCCCGUUUUAGGAAGGUCUUGAACGAAAGAAUCAUGGCGGAGAAACUAUAUAGUAUUCACAUUUAA